Molecule: messenger RNA, 997 nt
Organism: Osmia lignaria (orchard mason bee)
Lineage: Eukaryota; Metazoa; Arthropoda; Insecta; Hymenoptera; Megachilidae
Product: microtubule-associated protein 1 light chain 3 alpha
Source: RefSeq, a predicted model, not a curated record
CUAACCUAAGCUUUAAACAAUCAGAGACUGGCGAUAUUUUGACCCGUUCAGAAUACUUUUGUAGGCUCACAGCUGAUAUCAUUUUGAGUACGUCGUAGUAUUUGAAAGUGGAAUCAACAUGAAUUUAAUUCCAAAAUCGUUUAAAGAAAAACGUUCGUUCGCACAACGAGUUGCUGAUGUAGAAUUAAUUAGAGAACGACAUCCAAAUAAGAUACCUAUUAUUGUUGAAAGAUAUUAUGGAGAGAAACAGCUACCUGUUUUGGACAAAGCCAAAUUUUUGGUGCCAGAUUAUCUUACAGUAGCAGAAUUUGUAAAAAUAAUUAGACGUAGGCUACAGCUUCAUCCAACACAGGCAUUUUUUCUAUUAGUAAAUCAAAGAAGCAUGGCAAGUGGUAGCAUGACUAUGGCACAACUUUAUCAAAGAGAGAAAGAUGAGGAUGGUUUUCUUUAUGUAGUGUUUGCUAGCCAAGAAGUAUUCGGGCAUUAGUUACAUUGACAUAGAUAAAAAGUGAAAACAAAUUUUCUGGGAGUAUACAUACUACGUGCUAAAAAGUUUUUAACACCUAGAAAGAAUUUUAGAUCUAUUAUUACUUAAAUCUGCCUGCAAUUGAAUAUGCAGAAUUUUUGUGAUCAACUUGCAGUACCUGCUGGAAAUAAUUAACAGAACGAUGAAGAUUGACAUUUGUGUAUAAAAUCCUUAUGGUGCUUUGGGCCUUCAGUAUAAGCAUCAACCAUGUUUUAUAUAAGUUAAAGUUUAAGAGUAAUUUUUUUUUUAUGACAGUACUUUUUUCUUAUUAUUUUCAAUGAGUAUAAGCUACUAAAAUAAGAUUCAUUUAUUAAUAGGUAAGGAAGUUACUUUUAUAAUUUUUAGCAUUAUUAAUCUAAAUUUGCUUGCUUCCAUGCUCGUCUUAUAAAUUUUAAAUAUGUAAAAUGAUAAUACUACUGUAUGAAAUAGUAAGUAGUGGCCAGUUACACUUGACAUAUAUAAAAAAAAAAA